This is a messenger RNA of Echinops telfairi (small Madagascar hedgehog), 480 nucleotides long. RefSeq names its product potassium voltage-gated channel interacting protein 4 (gene KCNIP4). Lineage: Eukaryota; Metazoa; Chordata; Mammalia; Afrosoricida; Tenrecidae. The record is from RefSeq and is a predicted model, not a curated record. Gene Ontology annotation, molecular function: potassium channel regulator activity; calcium ion binding. Gene Ontology annotation, cellular component: voltage-gated potassium channel complex. Gene Ontology annotation, biological process: regulation of potassium ion transmembrane transport. The transcript is spliced from 5 exons. The coding region runs from base 1 to 480 and encodes 159 amino acids.
AUGAGUGGGAAAGGACUCUACAGCAGGGAGGGGGUUUAUGGCAAGAGAAGUCAUUCCCCACCAUUUAAUGUGAAAAUCGGCCUGAACCAGAUGGAUGCCAUUAUUACAUUCAGGGAAUACUCUACGACUUACGCACACUUUCUCUUCAACGCCUUUGAUACGGACCACAAUGGAGCUGUGAGCUUUGAGGACUUCAUCAAGGGCCUUUCCAUUUUGCUCCGAGGGACAAUACAAGAAAAACUCAACUGGGCAUUUAAUUUGUAUGACAUAAAUAAAGAUGGCUACAUCACUAAAGAAGAGAUGCUCGAUAUCAUGAAAGCAAUCUACGACAUGAUGGGCAAAUGCACAUACCCUGUCCUCAAAGAAGACGCUCCCCGACAGCACGUGGAGACUUUCUUCCAGAAAAUGGACAAAAAUAAAGAUGGGGUCGUUACCAUCGAUGAGUUUAUCGAAAGCUGCCAAAAAGUAAGUGAUGAGUAA